Messenger RNA from Vicia villosa (hairy vetch), 459 nucleotides. Its product is annotated as stigma-specific STIG1-like protein 4. The coding region runs from base 1 to 459 and encodes 152 amino acids. The record is from RefSeq and is a predicted model, not a curated record. Lineage: Eukaryota; Viridiplantae; Streptophyta; Magnoliopsida; Fabales; Fabaceae. The transcript has a single exon.
AUGAGUACUUUAGCAACACAAUUUGCAAUAGUUGUGACAUUGUUUCUAGUGUUGUUAAUCAAAAUUGAUGGAGAUCAUUUUGUUUCAAUUCCAAAUGAUGGAGUGAACAAAAAUUCCAUCAAUAUUGUGGUCGAGGAAGUUGAUGUGAAUGAAGAAUCACCUGAUUGCAGUACAAGACCAUGGAUAUGUAGCACUGGAAUAUUUCCACCAAGAAGUAUAUGUUGUGGAAACCGAUGUGUGGAUAUUGCAAACGAUAGAAAUAAUUGUGGGAUGUGUGGUGUAAAUUGUCCAUUUAAUUGGCAAUGUUGUAACCGUUUAUGCGUAAACAUAAAUUUAAGUCCUUUGAAUUGUGGUGGAUGUGGAAGGAUAUGUCCUAUUGGAAGAUUAUGUCGAUAUGGUAUGUGUGCUACUAACUUUGCUUAUCUAGCCCCACCCCCAGUACUUCCUCCAAUGGAAUAA